Messenger RNA from Pungitius pungitius (ninespine stickleback), 2849 nucleotides. RefSeq names its product G-protein coupled receptor 26-like. The transcript is spliced from 3 exons. Gene Ontology annotation, cellular component: membrane. Gene Ontology annotation, molecular function: G protein-coupled receptor activity. The coding region runs from base 462 to 1502 and encodes 346 amino acids. Lineage: Eukaryota; Metazoa; Chordata; Actinopteri; Perciformes; Gasterosteidae. Gene Ontology annotation, biological process: adenylate cyclase-activating G protein-coupled receptor signaling pathway. The record is from RefSeq and is a predicted model, not a curated record.
CUAUGCACCAACGUGCUUUAGACUCUGACAGAGAAGACAGUAUAAGUAGCGGCAGAGCCCGAGAGCUUUAAGUGCGUUCAUGUCCCUUUCAGAGCAGCGUGUCGAUGCGCAAUUGCGCAUCCAGGAAACCCUAAGCAGUCACACCAGAGACAAGAAGGGGAUCUGAAAACUACCGCAGUGCCUGACGGGAGAAAAAAAAAUCCUUUUGUGACCUUUCCCAUGAAAAUGCAUUUCUAAUGUUCUCAUAUUAACCAGGUGAGCAUUGCUUCUCCAUGAAUUAGCCGCGACUUCAUAUGGGAAGAUAUUGGAGGGACCGCUUUGCCCAUUGACAUUUGGAGACAUCGGGAGGUUGAGCAUGCCAAUGUUUUGGACUCGCGCAUGCUGUGGCAACAACUCACGAUGACAGUAAGAAUCAGGACGGAUGCACUCAUCACAGGUCAGGAUAUCUCAGGGGACGCGCCAUGGACGCAUUGGACAUAAUAGCUUCGGUUUUAGUUUUAGGGAUUAUUGUCGUGUCGUUGCUGUCCAACGUUGUGGUGCUGAUCUGCUUUCUCUACAACCCGGAGAUCCGCAAACAGGUACCCGGUCUUUUCAUUCUCAACUUGACGUUUUGCAACCUGUUGCUGAGUGUGUCUAGCAUGCCACUCACCCUGGUCGGCCUCAUCACCGGGGGCUACCCCGAAGGCAGCGGCUUUUGCCAAUUCGUGGGAUUCCUCGACACUUUUGUCACCACCAACUCCAUGCUGAGCAUGGCAGCUCUCAGCAUCGACAGAUGGGUGGCGGUGGUAUUCCCCCUGAACUACCACUCGAGAAUACGGCACCGGGAUGCAGUUGUAGCGCUGGCCUACACGUGGAUACACUCGCUAUGCUUCUCAACAGUGGCAACCUGCCGCUCUUGGGUCGGGUACCAUCGCCUUUACGCAUCGUGCACCCUCUGCAAUAUCCGGGCGAAUGGAGCCGGGACGCAGUUCACCAUUUUCACGGUGGCUCUGCACUCUCUCACAUUCCUUCUCACGCUGAUCGUGUUGUGCGUAACGUACCUGAAAGUGCUGAAAGUGGCAAGAUUUCACUGCAAACGGAUCGACGUGAUCACCAUGCAGACGUUGGUGCUGCUGGUGGAUUUUCACCCCAGUGUGCGACAGAAAUGCUUGGAUGAGCAGAGGCGGAGGCGGCAGAGAGCCACCAAAAAGAUCAGUACUUUCAUCGGCACAUUUGUUGUGUGCUUCACCCCAUAUGUCAUUACCAGAAUUGUAGAGCUCUUCUCCUCAGGCACCAUUAGCCCUCACUGGGGAGUGCUGUCCAAAUGUUUGGCCUACAGCAAGGCAGCGAGCGACCCGUUCGUCUACUCGCUGCUGCGUCACCAGUACAGGAAGACCUGCAACCUUCUGGCCAACAAAGUCCUCAAGAGGAGUCCGCUCAACUCCUCCUCCUCCCUCAGGAUGGAGAGCUGCGCGGCGAGGAGCGCCAACAACUCGAACAACACCAACAACAACCAACAGUAGAUCGACCUCUGUGUGACGGUGUAACAUCGCGGGGGAACUUGUUAAUGUGAUUAUUAGUGAAGGAAGAGGCCGGCUACAGUCUCUACUUUUCUUAUUAUCAGCAAAUCCUAUGAAAAGUCUAAAGACAGCUAGACGGCUUUGAGGUCUUGUCUGUGGCACCCUUUGCUUACAGAAGUCGUCAAAAUAGAUGAAAAUCUUGGAAAAUCAUGGAUGACGGAGGUGUUAAGGCGCAGCGGAAUAACCUGUAUACAACUUUAGCUACAGGGUAAAAUCAGUAGGAUCCAUUCUUCUUAAAAAAAUAUAGACACUGGUAGACCAACCCCUUUUGUAGGUUGUGUGUGUCGAUUGUGAUGGCAUUAUGUUUUUCAAUGAAAAUAAUAAUAUAAUCUUCUGCAAAGAGUGAACAAGUUUAGUCAGUAGCAUUCUGGUGUGUCAAACAGCUCGCGUAACAUCGAAAGCAAAAGGAUGGGGGUAUAAUUAGUCAACUGCGUCAAUAAUGGCACAAACUACGAUCCAAACGUGAACAGCAGUGUAACCCUAACCUCCAAAUCACAGAAGGAGCCGGUUAUCGCUCCAAAUCGGAUGAGCAGGCUUUAUUUGUGGACUAACACUAGAGACAACAUCUAAGUCUGAAUUAUUAACUUUCUCCAAGGCUGUUAAAUGUUUGGACGAAUCAGUCCAAUGCAUUACCUCAAGUCACUAUUGUUGUACAUUAAAUAAGAGUUUUACAUUUCACCGGAAGUGUUUGGCAGAGUUCCUAAAUUCAAGCUCUCCCUCUGACCUCAAUGAUGAUUCUCAGGCCGGAUGAACGUAGUAUAUGUGUCGAUAAUAUAAAGCAGAUGAGCAUUUUGACUGUACAGACGUGUCGUAUAUGAUGGCUGAUUUCAAAUGAUUAUUUGUUGUAGCUGUGAGUUCUGAAGUGCCUUUUAGACUACGAACUCGCUGAUUCAAUCAAAACAUAACAGGAAACCUUCACAUUCUGCCAUUUUCUUGGUAUUCUGUGAUGUGGUUAACUGUGAGCCAAUGAUACAGUUUGGUCCCAUUGUAAGAAAGUUUUAUGGGAUGUUAAUUAUUUGAAUAACUGUAUUGUUGCAUCGAGCAGAACAGGGUGAAAUAUUAUUUGAACGUGGUAGCAGCUAUUCUAUGAUGUGUAAUUACAUUUUAGCACAUAACGUUUGAGCGGUUGUGUGAUGUCAGGUUGUAAAAUCUUUUUUUUAGGCUGGCGAAUCAGGAUGUUGUGUUUUUCCUUUACUGUGACAGUAUCAAGACUUUUAAAAGGCUUAAAAAAUAUUUAUUUUUGCCGAGUUGUCGGGUUUUUGCUAAAUACAUUGGUGACUAGAUUGCAAU